AUGUCCACCUUUAUUCUUCCCGCCAGCGGCGGGCUCUCCAAAAAAGACAAUGUCUGGACUCUCGCCGUAGCUCUCGGAAUCUUAUACUCGACAUACUCGGUGCUGGCACGGUUCUACAGUGUCUACUUUGGCCCUCUGUCACACAUUCCCGGCCCCAAACUGCGAGCUUUCACCAGGAUUCCCGAUGUCAUUGCAAUCAUUCGAGGUACCAAGGACCGUGAGUUGGUCAAACUCCACGGCAAAUAUGGCGUCGCCGUCCGCAUUCGCCCCCGAGAGGUGUCUUAUGCUGCUACACCGGAGGUGUGGAAGGAACUCAAUGGAUUCAAGAGCGUAACCCUCAAAGAUCCUUCCCACUACUUUGAUCAAAACGUCAAUCACACGCGCAGUGUAUUUGACGCUCUCGACAGAACCGAGCACUCUCGGCAACGCAAAGUCUUGUCUCAUUCUUUCGCCGAUAAGACUCUUCGUGAAAUUGAGCCGCUUCUCCAGGGAUGGGCGCGCAAAUUUGGAGAAAGACUGGUGAAGUCGGCUUCAGCGCCCGUGGAUAUGGCGACCCUGUACCACUGCUUAACCUUUGAUGUCAUGGCAGAUAUCUGCUUCGCCGAGGACCUCGGAAUGUUGGCCUCGGGCAAACUCAACGAAUGGGUCCACUUGAUCUUUGCCAAUGUUGCGACGGGGGCCGUCAUCAAUUGCAUCAAAAACUUGCAUCCCAUCUUGGAGUAUAUCGUCACAUACAUCUACCAACAUGGCCCGGUGAAAGCCAAGAGAAUCGUCCACUGGAAUUUUACCAAGGAUCGAAUGGAUCGUCGGACGGAACUGGAUAAUCCCAGUCGACAGGAUCUGUGGAGUGCAAUCAUCAAGAGCUCCGGUCGCCCUGGUGGCUUGACGUUGGACGAACAGCACUCCAACGCUUCGGUCUUUAUGAUUGCUGGUACCGAGACUACAUCAUCCGCGCUCGCUGGAACCACCUACCUCCUCCUCAAGAACCCCAAAUAUCUCAAAAUUCUCACGCAAGAAAUCCGCGAGAAUUUCAACAGUCUCCACGACCUGCGACUCGAUGCUCUUGCACGUCUCAAAAAUUUGAAUGCCAUCCUGCAAGAAUCCCUCCGCAUCUACCCGCCUGCUCCCGGCCAGCUGCCCCGAAUUACCCCCAAAGAAGGCUGUAACCUCCUCGAUACCUUUGUCCCCGGCAACACGGUCGUCGCCAUUCAUCAAUUGGCGGGAUAUCAAUUGCCGCAGAAUUUCAAGGACCCUAUGGCGUUCCGACCGGAGAGAUGGUUGGGUGAUCCUGAGUUUAAGGAUGAUCGACUUGGUGCUGCGGAACCGUUUGGUACCGGGCCGAGAAACUGUAUCGGAAAGAAUCUGGCGUGGCAUGAGAUGAGAUUGGUCCUCUCGUCGGUCUUGCUGCAGUUUGAUUUGGAGCUGUGCCCGGAGUCGGAUGGAUGGUUUGACACACAGAAAAUCUACCUGCUUUGGGGAAAGCCGCCGUUGAUGUGCAAACUCACUCGCGUCAACCCUAGCGCAUAG
Sphaerulina musiva SO2202 is the source of this 1527-nucleotide messenger RNA. Its product is annotated as cytochrome P450. Gene Ontology annotation, molecular function: monooxygenase activity; heme binding; oxidoreductase activity, acting on paired donors, with incorporation or reduction of molecular oxygen. The record is from RefSeq and is a predicted model, not a curated record. The coding region runs from base 1 to 1527 and encodes 508 amino acids. Lineage: Eukaryota; Fungi; Ascomycota; Dothideomycetes; Mycosphaerellales; Mycosphaerellaceae. The transcript is spliced from 6 exons.